Molecule: messenger RNA, 324 nt
Organism: Colletotrichum tamarilloi
Lineage: Eukaryota; Fungi; Ascomycota; Sordariomycetes; Glomerellales; Glomerellaceae
Exons: 2
Coding region: 1-324 (107 amino acids)
Source: RefSeq, a predicted model, not a curated record
AUGAAGUCCACCAUUAUUCACGCUGCUGUUAUGAUCUUGUUUGGUACUGCGUCGGCUGUUGAACUAGCCUGCUACGGCACUGGAGUCCCCUCGGCUAUCAGAAAGGGCGAUGUCGAGUACGCCAUCAAGAAUCGGUCCGACGAACUAGGGAUUCCUGGAGGCACCAAGUUUUCGCUCCGUUGGAAAACUUGUACCGAUCCUGAGAACAGUCCUAAGGACGUUGCUUUUAUUACAACACCCAGCAUUACUCGAGAAGGUUCUACUAAGUUGGCCAAUGGCGUCGUAGCGUGCAGCUUAGAUUCACCCCCAGAUUCUGACUGUUAG